AUGCCCACAAAAGUGAUAACAGCAGUUGGGGAAACAGAAAACUUUGCAGUUAGUGUUGGAUUACACCAGGGAUCAGCAUUAAGGCCACUUUUGUUUGUGCUGGUCAUGGAUGUGUUGAGUGAAGCAAUCAGGAAUGAAGAGCUGUGGGAAUUGUUGUACGCCGAUGAUCUGGUGAUAAUUGCUGAAAAUGAGGAGGACCUACAGAGAAGGGUUGGAGAGUGGCAUGAAUCUUUAGAGAGGUGGCUUAAAGACAGAGUGACGGAGUUAGAUACACCCAUGGCUAGCGACUCGGAGGAAAUCAGAUGGAUUGACCGAAUCCGGGCUAUAACCUUCAGAGAGGCCAGGGAUGCUGGCACAUCCUGCAUUUCACGUUCCUGGAUGAGUGAGAAUAUUGGAAGGCCUGAAGAAGAGCAAGCUGUCAGUCAUGUCCCCCAUUUUGCUCAGAAUUCUUUCACUGCUGAAUAUUUGAUCAGGAUGUGCUUUGUUUGCUGGGAUCAUCAUUUUGAUGAUAUCAGUCUGAGGUUUGGCAAGUGCAAUUAA
Molecule: messenger RNA, 540 nt
Organism: Macrobrachium nipponense
Lineage: Eukaryota; Metazoa; Arthropoda; Malacostraca; Decapoda; Palaemonidae
Exons: 3
Coding region: 1-540 (179 amino acids)
Source: RefSeq, a predicted model, not a curated record